AUGGGCUCGGAUAUAUAGUUCGUAGGCGGACUCUUAUUAAGGAACUCUCCAAUCAAUUUCAAAGAUUUACUUGAUUUAGUCUAGAAGAGGUCUCAAAAUGCCAACUUCACUAAUGUAGAUCUGAGGAAUAUCCUAUCAAUAAUAACUAAACACAAUCUAUUAAUUGUGACCCAGUCAGAAUUCGACAAGGUAACUUAUUUUGGAAUAGAUGAAAAGGAGUGCUUACUCAGACUGAGCAUUCCCAGAUAUAUUACUCAGUGCCGUUAAAAGCACGGAGAGUUGCCAGCUUAGAUACUAGAAGAGAUAUUCAUCAACGGUAGUUUAAUGAAGUCAGAAAUACUACCGAUUAUCACUGAGAAGUCAGCUUUUAGAAUCACUGAAGCUGAGAUACUCAGAGCAAUUGAAGAACUGACCAUAAUAAAUUUAAUUAUUGGAGCUAAGAGCUAUAAUCUUAUGGAAUAGCACUUUGUUGGAGAUUCAAAAAGUAAGGGAGGCAGGCCUAAGAAAAUGACUAAAAAGCAAAUCAAGGAAGAAGAGGAUAAGUUCAAUGAACAUGAUUUGGCUAUGUAGUAGCAAGCUCAGCUUAUGGAAUAUCCACUGAGAAUCAACACUAUGAGGUUCCUAGCUGAAGAGAGAAGGUAGAGUGUGAUUGAGAUGGCUAAGUAAAAGUUUGGAGGAUGCUCAGGAUCUAACAGUGGAACAACCGGAGGUUAUAACAAUGAAAGUGAGCUUGACUUCAAGGUGUUCCUUGUAAUGGCUUUGAAGUUCCAAAGCGUUCAAUAGCUAUUGACAAAAGAUGAACUAACAUACCAAAGAGAAUAGAUAAGCUUCAAUGCCAAUGAUGUCUAGUAAUUGCUUCAAGAAAAAGAGAAUAAAGCCUAUAAUGAAAAGGAGAUCAAUAGUUCACUAGAUAGACUUUUUUAAAAUGCCGACCAGUAUCUAUUAAAGAUAAACUUUGAUCACAAAAAGUAGAUGGCUGUUUACACUGUGAACUGGCGUCACAUCUUUGAAAACUUCAAAAUUCAGUUGCUUUAUCAGAUAGUUGAGGAAACAAUGUCCAAGUAUCAUGCAAGAGUGCUCAGAAUUCUCAGCAUGAAGGGCUUCCUUGAGGAGAAGGACAUCACUUAAAUGUGUCUUUUGCCCUUAAAAGAUACUAGAUCACUCAUUAACCAACUGAUAAAUGAGGGUUAUAUACAAUUCUAGGAAUUGCAAGUUAAGCAGUCUGGCUAAGUCAUUUUAUACGGUAUUAACCCCUAAUCUUGGCAAAAGGGUGUUGCUCUCAAAGUAGCGAAGUGUAAUUUAAACUUGCUAUUGAAAGAAAAGUCUUUAAAUUUGAGAAGCUAUUGUGCUCUUGAACUUAAUCAUCUUUACUUUUGA
This is a messenger RNA of Stylonychia lemnae, 1377 nucleotides long. The record is from the annotation of a GenBank genome assembly. NCBI's taxonomy places the organism in Eukaryota, Ciliophora, Spirotrichea, Sporadotrichida, Oxytrichidae.